This is a messenger RNA of Pneumocystis carinii B80, 377 nucleotides long. RefSeq lists its product as hypothetical. Bases 47 to 331 code for a protein of 94 amino acids. The transcript is spliced from 2 exons. NCBI's taxonomy places the organism in Eukaryota, Fungi, Ascomycota, Pneumocystomycetes, Pneumocystales, Pneumocystaceae. The record is from RefSeq and is a predicted model, not a curated record.
GACAGGUCAAAAUCAUAAAUGAAACUAGUUUCAUUAAAAACCUUCUAUGGCAUCUUUAAUAAAGCCUCAUAUAUCUCAGGAGCUUCUACUCCAAUCUGAAAUUUCAUCUUUAGCUUCUGUAUCAUCAAAGGAUCAGUUUUUGCAAAAAAUCGAGGAACUCUUGUUUCUUAAUGCUGCUCAAAUGGAGCAUCAACGCUUUAAACUAUCUGAACGUAAAUCAAAUGAAAUGUAUGAAUUAAGUUUUAGAGCACGCUUAGAGCGCGCUGAAAAACGUCGUUAUGUUAGUCAGGAUGCAGAAUUGAGUUGCAAAAAAUACAAUAAAAUACAUUAACAAUACUAUAACUGUAGAUUUCUGUUGCUAUUUUAUAUAUUGUAGG